AUGAUUGCAAUGACCAUGGACACGCUUGCCGUGUUCGCAUCCUCUCACAAGAAAUCGAAACCGACUAGCUCGGCAAAUAAUAAGGAGAAAGCCUUAGAUGAACUCGAGACGAGUUCCGCACGCUGCAAACCGGAGGCCAUAGGCAACCUUUGCAAGACGACUAAAUUCAGCCGGGAUGAGAUCAAGCGAAUAUAUCAGGGGUUCAAACAGACUUGCCCGAGCGGCCUCGUUACGGAAACCGUCUUCAAAGACAUGUACUGCCAGUUCUUUCCGCUAGCUGAUACCACUCUGUAUGCGCACUAUGUUUUUCGAGUUCUCGACAAGGACAAGACAGGCACCAUCAACUUCAAGGACUUCGUCCAGGGAUUGUCGGUUCUCUCCCGAGGCUCACCCAACGAGAAGCUGGAAUGGGUAUUCAACUUGUACGACAUUAAUAGAGAUGGCUGUAUAACUGCUGACGAAAUGCUGGAAAUCGUGAAUUCGGUGUACUCUCUGCUGGGCCACUAUGCUCAGCCUUGCAUCGAUGAGGUAUCUGCGAGGGAGCAUGUGACCCGUGUGUUCCACAAAUUGGACUUCAACCGCGAUGGCAUCGUCACGAGCGAAGAGUUCGUCCACGCCUGUUUGAAGGAUCCAGAGAUAGUGCGCUCACUCGGAGUCCUGGAUACUGUGCUGGAAUAGGCGAAAUGGCCGAGCCUCUUAAACGAGUUCGA
This is a messenger RNA of Galendromus occidentalis (western predatory mite), 710 nucleotides long. Its product is annotated as Kv channel-interacting protein 4. NCBI's taxonomy places the organism in Eukaryota, Metazoa, Arthropoda, Arachnida, Mesostigmata, Phytoseiidae. Bases 1 to 678 code for a protein of 225 amino acids. Gene Ontology annotation, molecular function: calcium ion binding. The transcript has 6 exons. The record is from RefSeq and is a predicted model, not a curated record.